Periophthalmus magnuspinnatus is the source of this 1083-nucleotide messenger RNA. RefSeq names its product peroxiredoxin 5 (gene prdx5). Bases 221 to 802 code for a protein of 193 amino acids. Gene Ontology annotation, biological process: hydrogen peroxide catabolic process; cell redox homeostasis; cellular response to oxidative stress. The record is from RefSeq and is a predicted model, not a curated record. The transcript is spliced from 6 exons. Gene Ontology annotation, molecular function: thioredoxin peroxidase activity. NCBI's taxonomy places the organism in Eukaryota, Metazoa, Chordata, Actinopteri, Gobiiformes, Gobiidae. Gene Ontology annotation, cellular component: mitochondrion; cytoplasm; peroxisome.
GCAACCAGAUGGCGCAGUAAAACAUUGAGCUGGCCUGCGUCUGUCUGGAAGCUAGGUUAAGUUAAAAGUCAACUCUAAGUAGGACACUCGGCAAAUUUGAGACUUGUGGUUUGUCCGAAACAGAGGACACGAGUAUAUAGGUCCACGAGUGUCCGCCAGUGGACGCGGCGCGCUACAGUCCGUGCGUAAAAGUCGGUGGUCGGCAGUAGUAUAUAAGCGCAUGCGAGGAGUCGUCAUGUUUUCUAUUAAGCUCUUGAGAGGCACACGGGCUGUUCACCUUGCAAGGCCGCUGCACACCUCUUCUGUCACCAAAAUGCCGAUUCAGGUUGGUGCCCCGCUUCCAGCAGUGGAGGUCCAAGAGGGUGAGCCUGGAAAUACAGUGGCAAUGGAUAAACUUUUCAAAGGAAAGAAGGGAAUUCUCUUUGCUGUUCCUGGGGCUUUUACACCUGGAUGCUCCAAGACACAUCUCCCAGGUUUUGUGCAACAGGCAGCGGAGUUGAAGGCUAAAGGAAUUCAAGAGAUAGCUUGUAUCUCUGUGAAUGAUGCAUUUGUCAUGGCUGCUUGGGGAAAGGAUCAGGGAGCUGAUGGCAAGGUCCGAAUGCUAGCUGAUCCCACUGGAGCCUUUACUAAAGAGGUUGAUUUGAUACUUGACAAUGAGCAACUUGUACAGAUUCUUGGAAAUAAACGAUCAAAGAGAUAUGCCAUGCUGGUUGAGGAUGGUAUCGUGAAGAAGAUCAAUGUGGAGCCUGAUGGCACGGGGUUGACUUGCAGUCUGGCUUCCUCAAUUUUGUCUGACCUGUAGUUACAGUAAAGUGUGAAUUAUAUAAGUUGCUUUCCUAAAACCUGAUGCAAAUAUUAUUGGAAUUGUGAGGGUGUUCAGAAAACAAACACGCACAAUGAUUAUAUACUUGAAGAGGGAGCUUGCUUCGGACUGUUACUUGUAUCAUAAAAUGCUUCAUUCAAAGCCAUAACCAUAAAGUAUGUCAACAAUAGUCACUCUCUCUUUGUGUGUGUGUGUGUAUCACAUACUGUGUGUGGACUAAAAUCGGUACAGACCAUACACAGAAAUCAAGUCCCAUAAUA